Molecule: messenger RNA, 659 nt
Organism: Schistosoma guineensis
Lineage: Eukaryota; Metazoa; Platyhelminthes; Trematoda; Strigeidida; Schistosomatidae
Source: the annotation of a GenBank genome assembly
GUUUUUAUUCACUAAAAGUACUAGUAAGCGCGCGUCUCCUAGAUUCUCUUAGUCGUGGUGUUAGCUGUGCGUGCCCCACAAGUAGUAUGUCUAUAGUAGAUGAUGAAGAAUUUGCAACUGGAGAUUCUGGGGCUUCAAAAACUUUACCGAAACAGUGUAGUUCUUUAAGGAAAGGCGGAUAUGUCGUAAUGAAAGAUCGUCCUUGCAAAAUCGUGGACAUGUCUACGUCAAAGACCGGGAAACAUGGCUCUGCGAAAGUGCACAUAGUUGGGAUCGAUAUAUUCACUGGUAAGAAAUAUGAAGAGAAUCGCACAUCAUCACACACUAUGGAUGUACCUGUGAUAAAAAGUGAGGAUUAUCAACUGGUGGAUAUCAAAGACGGGUUCUUGUCACUAAUGGGCGACGAUUUAUGCGUCAUCGAAGAUAUUCCCGUUCCUGACAAUGAAGUUGGAAAGGAAUUAAAGGAAAAAUGGAAUUCAAGAGGGGAGACAGAGAAUAUGAUUGUCACUAUAUUAUCUGCUAUGGACGAAAGGCAAGCACUAAAAGUUCGUACUACUUCAGACAAGUAAACAGAAUCCCAUUUGAAUAAAAUUUCACACGACACUAAGUAAAAUUUUUUUAUUAUGUUUGAGAAAAAAAUAUAUUUCUAGUGUUAUUUG